AUGGCCAAGGGUCCCGCAGUUGUAGUCGUCGCCAGACACGGUGCACGCCUCGACGCUGCUGACAAGACAUGGCAUCUUACCUCGCCCACGCCCUACGACCCGCCCCUCACAUUCGGCGGCUGGCAACAGGGACGAGCCCUCGGUCUGCGCAUAGCAGCUCUGCUACACCAACGUGACAAUGAACAACUGGAGGCUGCAAAGAGUGUUGCCAGCGGAGAAUCACCCCGGCCGAAGAAGAAGCGCAAGAUUGUCAUACAUUCGAGCCCGUACUUGAGAUGCAUCCAGACGAGCACGGCGGUCGCGGCUGGCAUCUCGCAAUUCAAUCCGCCCACUGUGCCUCAAUUGGGGGUACCGGUACCCUCAAAAGAGAAGGCUGCAGCGACAGAAAAGCCAAAACAGGCAAAGCCUUCCCAGGGCAGCCCGUACAUUACACCGCUGGCCGACCCCAAAGCCCAGAACUCUCACAAACCUCAUGCUGGCCCCGAGAGAGUACUGCUACGAGUCGAUGCAUUCCUCGGCGAAUGGCUGUCGCCCGACUACUAUGAAGACAUUACGCCCCCGCCAAACUCGACGCUCAUGGUGGCAGGAGCAAAGGCAGACUUGUUGCGUAGGGGGGACGCUAUGCUGGAAAUGUCGCCCACCAAGACGAGCAAGGGCUUCUUCCCAGGCGGCUGGAUGGGCAAAGGUGCUUCAGCAGCUGCUCAGCCAGAGACAGACCACAAGCCACGUUCUAAAGUCCGCAGUCUGGCUGCAGCAUCACCCUUCAACCGAGAACGCUCAAGCAGCCAGGGUGCCUCGCCCCUCCAGCGCACCAAGUCGAGAGAAAAUCUAACUUCGCUCGCACCAGCCGCACAGAACCCGAACAGCCGAGUCUACGAGCCGCCAGUCCCAACCUACUCGGUAUCACCUGCCGACCACAUCCCUCGAGGCUACUUUGCCCAUGCGCGAGAGGCUUGCAUAGUAGUCGACUUCCAGUGGGACAGCAUGCGGCCUCCACAGGAAUGGGGUGAUGGCGGCGAGUACGGAGACGAGUGGAGUACCAUGCACAAGCGCUUCCGAAGGGGACUGACGGGCAUGAUGGACUGGUACAGAGAGCAUGGCGCGACGCCCCCGAAGAACCAAAUCUCGGGCUUCAUGUUCAAGGAGCCGUUGAGAUUGACACCAGUCCCGGCUGCAAAACGUCCAACCGAGCCCUUUUCACUCGACAAGGGAGACGGACCAGACGAGGACGAGGAGCUUGUUCUCAUCAUCAUGACGCAUGGUGCUGGCUGCAACGCCUUGCUUGGUGCCAUGGCCAACCAGCCGGUCCUCAUGGACAUUGGUCUCGCUUCGCUCUCCAUGGCAGUGCGGAGGGAAGUACCUCGAGAGCCGUCUGAGGCUACAAUCCACGAACGUCGACUAUCUGUGGCAGACCCCGGCAUGGCAGAAACAUACGACAUGAAAAUCAUGGCUUCAGUCGACCAUCUCAAACCCGGCACCGAUCCCUCAAAGCUACAGUCACAAUCACGCACAAAUUCUCCAGCUGUGCUUGCAAGCCCGUCUCUGGAAGCGAGGAGGCCUCAGCAGGAUUGCAGCGGCGCACUAUGAGCUCGGGCUCAAACAAGCUGUACACGCAGAGCAAUCUCAAUCCAGGCAGCACAUCGACAGCACCAGGGGGGUUGUGGGGUAGCGCUAAACCCUCGCCUGCAGUGACGCCUGGCGGGAGUGAUGGAGUUGCUACUCCUAAUGCAACGUCCCAGCCACGCAAGACCACGAGCAAUGUUGAACCGAGCAUCUCGGCCUUUGAUGGUGCUGCAGAUAUUACGAACGGCUUGGAGAGACUCAAUACUAAUGAGCGGCAUGAAGUUAGUGAUAGUGUGGCGCCUCUGGCUCCUCUGCCGAAAACACAGGCGAAUGGUAGAGCUGGGGGGAAUGCAUCUGGUAGUGGAGGUGGUCUCUGGGGCGCAAAGACGCAGCCGAAGAGUGCUGCGGGACUCUGGGGUCCACCGAGGCUGGACGAUGUAUAUGAGCACCGACCAGGGCCGAAGAGGAGGUGGACAGUUACGGAGAGGGAGGAGUCGUUGUGAUGUGUCAACAUGAUGAUAUUCGCCAUCUGCUCCCCUCAAUAUCAUAAUACAUAUUUGGUUCUACUCCGCCACCCAAACCGCCGCCAUGCCCAUGCCCGUGCCCACGCACAUACUCGUCACACCAAUCUUCUUGCCCGUCCUCUUCAGCUCCGUCAACAGCGUGCUAACCUGCCUCGCCCCCGUGACUCCCAGGGGAUGUCCAAACGCAAUCGCGCCGCCCUUGGGAUUCACCUUCUUCUCAUCGAUGCCCAGCUCCUUGAUGCAGUACAGACACUGGCUCGCAAAAGCCUCGUUGAUUUCCCAGAUAUCCACAUCACCAGUGGACAAGCCCGUCUCUCUCGAGGACCGGCGGGAUAGCAGCCGCGGGACCCACGCCCAUGAGUAGAGGCGGCACGCCGACGAUGCUGGCCUGCACGAAUUUCCCGACAAUAGUCUGCCCGAGGCGCUGCGCGGUGCUGCGCUUCAUGAGCAGCACGGCGGCCGCGCCGUCUGAGAUUU
Parastagonospora nodorum SN15 is the source of this 2564-nucleotide messenger RNA. RefSeq lists its product as hypothetical. The transcript is spliced from 3 exons. NCBI's taxonomy places the organism in Eukaryota, Fungi, Ascomycota, Dothideomycetes, Pleosporales, Phaeosphaeriaceae. The record is from RefSeq and is a predicted model, not a curated record. The coding region runs from base 1 to 1587 and encodes 528 amino acids.